CAUCCCCAAAAGGAUACUGGAGAUCUGGAGAAGGUUCCAAUAGGACAAUAAGCAUGAUUAAAGGCUUGGCCAUGGCAAGGAACUAGAUGGGCUCUGACUUCAGCCUGGGUUUUGCUGCUGCCUUGCAAACUGCUUUUGGGAUCAGUUGAGAUGGAAGCCCUGGAAGGAAGGGGGAGGCUGCUUCAGCACCAGCACCGGAGGAAGGCACCCAUCAGUGUGGAAAUGUCUUCAGCUGGGCUGGCAGGAGAAGGUUUGUGGUGAGGUGACAGCUGUUGAGCAAUGGCCUUCAACAAGGUUUGGUGUGCCCUAGCCCUUGGAUUUCUGCUGCCUUUUUCCUGUGCCCACACGGACUUCUUCACUUCCAUUGGUCACAUGACAGACUUAAUUAACACAGAAAAAGAUCUGGUGGUGUCACUGAAGGAUUACAUCAAGGCAGAGGAAAGCAAGCUGGAGCAGAUCAAAAAGUGGGCAGAGAAAUUGGAUCAGCUGACAACCACUGCCACAAAAGACCCAGAGGGGUUUUUGGGACAUCCUGUAAAUGCCUUCAAGUUGAUGAAAAGGCUCAACACAGAGUGGGGUGAGCUGGAGAGCCUGGUGCUGAAGGACAUGUCAGAUGGCUUUAUCUCCAACAUGACUAUCCAGCGGCAGUUCUUCCCCAAUGAUGAGGAUCAGACUGGGGCAGCCAAAGCCCUUCUGAGGCUCCAGGACACGUAUAAUCUGGACACAGACACCCUCUCCAGAGGGAAUCUGCCAGGUGUGAAGCACAAAUCCUUCCUGACAGCUGAGGACUGCUUUGAGCUGGGGAAGAUUGCCUACACGGAAGCUGACUACUACCACACGGAGCUCUGGAUGGAGCAAGCUCUGAAGCAGCUGGAUGAGGGAGAAGUGUCCUCUGCAGACAAAGUCUACAUCCUGGACUACCUGAGCUAUGCUGUGUAUCAGCAGGGGGACCUGGGCAAGGCCAUGGCACUCACCAAACGCCUCCUGGAGCUGGAUCCCGAACAUCAAAGAGCCAACGGGAACAUGAAAUAUUUUGAAUAUAUCAUGGCCAAAGAGAAAGAAGGAAAUAAGUCCAGCACGGAUUCAGAAGAGCAGGAGAAGGAAACUGAGGUUAAGAAAAAGGAUUACCUGCCUGAGAGAAGGAAGUACGAAAUGCUGUGCCGUGGGGAGGGGCUCAAAAUGACUCCUCGGAGACAGAAGAGACUCUUCUGCCGCUACUACGACGGGAACAGGAACCCCAGGUACAUCCUGGGCCCCGUCAAGCAGGAGGAUGAGUGGGACAAGCCCCGGAUCGUUCGCUUCCUGGACAUCAUCUCCGACGAGGAGAUCGAGACCGUGAAGGAACUGGCCAAGCCGAGGCUGAGCCGGGCUACUGUGCAUGACCCCGAGACUGGCAAACUGACCACAGCACAUUACAGAGUCUCGAAGAGUGCGUGGCUGUCGGGGUACGAGAGCCCCGUGGUGUCCCGGAUCAACACGAGGAUACAGGACCUCACCGGGCUGGACGUGUCCACAGCAGAGGAGCUGCAGGUAGCCAACUACGGAGUAGGGGGCCAGUAUGAGCCUCACUUUGAUUUUGGAAGGAAAGAUGAGCCAGAUGCUUUUAAGGAAUUGGGAACAGGCAACAGAAUUGCUACUUGGUUGUUUUAUAUGAGUGACGUGUCAGCAGGGGGAGCCACGGUCUUUCCUGAAGUCGGAGCCAGCGUCUGGCCCAGAAAGGGGACAGCUGUGUUCUGGUACAAUCUGUUCCCGAGCGGAGAAGGCGAUUACAGCACCCGGCACGCGGCCUGCCCGGUACUAGUGGGGAAUAAAUGGGUAUCCAACAAAUGGCUCCACGAGCGGGGGCAGGAAUUCCGAAGGCCGUGCACGUUAUCGGAGCUGGAAUGAUGCAGAGCCCUCAGUCCCUGGAAAAUGCACAUCUCCAACAGUUUACAACUGACUAACACUCCACUCCAGGUUCAGUCCCCCCCAGCUGUGGACAGGACAAACAUGCUUUUAGUUCCCUCCCAGUACCCUCCCGAGGUUUUAUGAACAGAAAAUAUUGAGGUUUACGAGUGUUACCGGGAAAAAAAAAAGGACAAAAUACAGAUGAGGGCCACAACUAA
Pseudopipra pipra is the source of this 2105-nucleotide messenger RNA. It is a transcript of the gene P4HA1, whose product is annotated as prolyl 4-hydroxylase subunit alpha 1. Gene Ontology annotation, cellular component: endoplasmic reticulum. Gene Ontology annotation, biological process: peptidyl-proline hydroxylation to 4-hydroxy-L-proline. The transcript is spliced from 16 exons. The record is from RefSeq and is a predicted model, not a curated record. The coding region runs from base 280 to 1887 and encodes 535 amino acids. Gene Ontology annotation, molecular function: iron ion binding; protein binding; procollagen-proline 4-dioxygenase activity. NCBI's taxonomy places the organism in Eukaryota, Metazoa, Chordata, Aves, Passeriformes, Pipridae.